AUGCCAAUAGCAAAAACAAUUCAAAAUGUUCACGCAUUUAUAACGAUUGGCCUUCGUCCACUGAUACCACUUGGAAUAUUGAUAGCGUAUACGUUAAUUGGCGCAUUUAUGUUUAUGUACGUGGAAGGGCCAAAUGAACGUCGAGACAUUGAAUUACAUCAACGUGAACAGCGUGAAAUAUAUGAAGAUGUGGCAUAUCGAAUACACAAUUUAAAAGGAUUAAGUGCAAUGCGAGCAUAUAAUCAAACAAUUCGAGUGUUGAAGAAAUUAGGAAAAAAAUUAGGAAUGAAAUAUCCCACAAUGGAAGAUGCUAAAUGGACAUUCUGGGGAUCAAUCUUUUAUUCACUUACUGUUUAUACAACUAUUGGUUACGGAAAUAUUUAUCCGGUAACGACACUUGGACGUAUGUUAACGUUAAUUUACGCAUUCGUUGGUAUACCGCUAACAUUAUUAUCACUAAUCGCAUUAGGUGGCUUAUUUGCACGAGUUUGCAAAAUGUUAUGGCUUAUCGUAGCUAAAACAUUAGCUCGAUCAUCGCGUUUUGUCUCGAAAGAUCUCGAGAAACAUAUCGAAGAGAAAAUGACAUUAUCAGAAAUUGUUUUGGAUGAAAAUGAAGAAUUGCUGAAUUUCCCGGUGGGCGGUUUAAUUAUAAUAACAAUUGUUUGGGCAUUCAUUUGCGCUGGUUUAUUUCUCAUUUUCGAAAAUGAUUGGUCUUAUGGUACGUCACUUUAUUUCACAUUAAUAUCAUUUACAACUAUUGGAUUUGGUGACAUUUUACCAAGUCAACCAGAUUACAUUGCUCAUAUUGCUAUAUGUUUACUAAUUGGCCUUGCAUUAGUGUCAACUGUCAUCAAUGUCAUCCAACAACAAAUUGAAGCAUUAGCUAUUGGAAUGGAUAAAAAUAUCGACAAUGAAUAUAAAAAUGCAUUGGAAAAACUUGAAUGCAAUGAUGAACAAUUCGAAUAUCACGUUGAUAAUGAUGAUAUUGAUAAUGAUAAUGAUAAUAAUGAUAGCAAAAAUGAUAUUACCAGUCAGGAGCUACUAAAAGAGGAUGAACCAUUGAUAAGUUUUGACAAUAUCUUAUCAAAAAUGCCACUGAGGAAUCACAUUUUAUAUAAGGUUAUGCCAGAAUUAGGUAAAAAACAAAUUAUCAAAAAAAUUGAAUCACGUGGACAGCAACGAGUGAAAUCAACGCAAACCGAUACGUCACUUCUUGAAUCUUUGACGAGAUGUCGAAAAUUUUGA
This is a messenger RNA of Brugia pahangi, 1245 nucleotides long. The record is from the annotation of a GenBank genome assembly. NCBI's taxonomy places the organism in Eukaryota, Metazoa, Nematoda, Chromadorea, Rhabditida, Onchocercidae.